AUGAAACUUUAAAGAAUGAAUUAAUAUAUUCUACUCUUAUACUUAUUUUCUCGCAUUUCUAAAUAUUAAACAAUCUGUGAUGAAUUAUAAAAUUAAAUGAAUUAAAUUAAAUAAUAAUAAUAACACUUUUUGAACAUCUUAAGGUAAUAUUAAGAAAGAUUAGUUGAAUUGACAAAUAAAAAUGAAAGUAAAACUCACUUGAUCAUAGAAUUACUUAAUAAGGAAGAAUAAUUGCAAUUAUAGAUAAGAUAGAUGCAGAUAACAAUAGAUAGAUUAACAGAAGAAAAUAAUCAAUUAAAGUCAGAUAUGUUACCUUAUGGCUCUAUUAGUGAAGUUAAAUAAUUAGUUGAAUAAUUUAAAUAAAUACAUGCUGAAUUAUCUCAGUGA
Messenger RNA from Paramecium pentaurelia, 387 nucleotides. The record is from the annotation of a GenBank genome assembly. Lineage: Eukaryota; Ciliophora; Oligohymenophorea; Peniculida; Parameciidae.